Molecule: messenger RNA, 1161 nt
Organism: Rosa chinensis
Lineage: Eukaryota; Viridiplantae; Streptophyta; Magnoliopsida; Rosales; Rosaceae
Product: receptor-like protein 35
Exons: 1
Coding region: 1-1161 (386 amino acids)
Molecular function (GO): protein binding
Source: RefSeq, a predicted model, not a curated record
AUGCCAACUCUGUUGCUCCAUUUCCUCCUUUUCUUAAUCACUACCACUGUUACUAACCUCAUCCCCGCAGUUCACAGCAACUGUAUUGAAGCCCAGCAACAAUCAUUGCUCCAUUUCAAACAAAGUCUUGAAUUUGAUUCUUCCGAAUCCUCCAAGCUUAUCACAUGGAAUUCGAGCACCGAAUGCUGUGCUUGGCUCGGUGUCACUUGCAGCACUAUUGGGAGUGUUGUUGGUCUUGACAUCAGCAACGAGUCUAUCUCAUGCAGCAUUGACAAUUCAAGCAGUCUCUUUCAACUUCAACAUCUUCAGAGCCUCAAUUUGGCCGAUAACAACUUCAAAAGCUCUUCAAUUCCAUCUGCAAUUGGAAAGCUUACAGAGUUGAGGUAUCUGAAUUUAAGUGAUGCUUUUUUUUCUGGGGUUAUUCCCAUUGAGAUUUCACGCUUAACAAGGCUGAUAACUCUUGAUCUCUCUAGUAAUUCCUACCCCUCUUUUGCUGAGAACCAGAAUUUAAGCAUGCUAAUUCAGAACCUCACAGAGCUUACAGAGUUAUAUCUUGAUUCAGUAGUGCUAUCAGGACAAGGGAGUGACUGGUGCGAAGCCAUAUCAUCUUCGCUGCCAAAUCUGAGGGUGUUGAGCUUGUCCGGUUGUCGUCUUUCAGGCCCUAUAUGUGACUCCCUUGCAAAGCUUCAAUCUCUGCAGGAGAUUGACUUGUCACUUAAUCAACUCAAUGGGAGUAUUCCUUCAUCUGUUGUUUCUCUUCCCAAACUGGAAAGAUUAACACUCUCCCACAAUCGGUUCUCGGGUCAAGUCCCUGAAUUUUCCAAUACCUCUUCGCCCUUAUUUGACACCCUUUAUUUGGAAAACAACAAUUUGGAAGGACAAAUACCAACAUCUAUCUUCAAUCUUCACGGGCUUCUGUUUCUCAAUCUUUCUUCAAACAACUUCAGUGGCUUCCCUUUUAAUGGUCCACGGCUGCCCAGAAAUCUAUCAUCGGUUAAUCUUUCCAACAAUAGCAUGUUGUUUGAUUACAAUGGCAGUAAAUCCUCCUUCCUUCAGAUUCGCCACUUGAUAUUGGCUUCUAACAAGUUGAGAGCAUUCCCAGAUUUCUUGAGAAAUCAGUCCAUAUUAUACCACUUGGACCUUUCAAACAACCAGAUUUAA